Molecule: messenger RNA, 750 nt
Organism: Rotaria sordida
Lineage: Eukaryota; Metazoa; Rotifera; Eurotatoria; Philodinida; Philodinidae
Source: the annotation of a GenBank genome assembly
AUGAUUCAUACUGAUAAAAUACAAGUGGUACAUUAUACAUCUCGUAAAAAAACUAAUAUUUCACUCUUUUUAUAUUUAUGUCCAUAUCGAUUAGAUACAAAUGACGCUGGCUUUGAGCGAAUCAUAUUUACUAUUCAUCCAUAUGGUUUGCCAAAUGAAAUUCCGGGUAAAUGUUCCAAUUCAAAUUACGGUCUUCGAAUGGCUGUUAGUCAAAUGAAUGUUGCUGACGAUGAUAUGGGAAACAUUCUUGUGACAACAUGUGAUGCUGAUUCAAAAUUUUCAACAGAUUAUAUUGCAGCAUUGACUUGGAAAUAUCUAACAGAGAAUCAACCAGCAUUAACUACAAUCUAUCAAUCACCUUUAUUUUACAAUUGGAAAUUGGAUAGCUUGUCAUUUGUCACUCGUGUCACGGGACUUCUACGAAGUUUAUUGAUGCUUGGCGCUCUCAUUCCAUUUAAUAUCAAUACGAUGAGUAUUUUUUCGUAUUCACUCAGUCUAGCAAAAAAAGGCAAUUUUAUUCAUCCGAGAUAUCAAAUGGACGACAUAAUUUGUCUCAUUCGAUGGAUGGGUGUAACGCAGCAACGUCUUCGAAUUUCGAUGAUUCCUGUACCAGUUGUCAGCGGACCGACAUCAGGUGAAACAAUUGAAAUUGAAAUCAUGGAAUGGGCAAGACAAGCACGUCGUUGGACAAUUGGAGCUGCAGAAUUACGUUGUGAAUUACAUGUAAUAUUUAAUGAAGAAAUCAUUUGA